Molecule: messenger RNA, 2022 nt
Organism: Lodderomyces elongisporus
Lineage: Eukaryota; Fungi; Ascomycota; Pichiomycetes; Serinales; Debaryomycetaceae
Gene: POL12
Product: DNA-directed DNA polymerase alpha subunit
Exons: 1
Coding region: 1-2022 (673 amino acids)
Biological process (GO): DNA replication; DNA replication initiation
Cellular component (GO): alpha DNA polymerase:primase complex
Molecular function (GO): DNA binding
Source: RefSeq, a predicted model, not a curated record
AUGAGUGUUGACAAAUCAUUUCAACAACAGAUUCUCAAAGUCUUUGGUCCAUCAACGAAACUUUCGGACGAGGAGUAUGACAAAUUACACUCACUAACAGAAAUAUUUCACGUCGAUGCCGAAGAGCUUUACCUUGAGUGGGAAUCUUUCAAUGUUGCUGAGGUUGAAGAUGAUCUUGACUUGAAUUUGGCAAAUUUGCUUAAAUUUCAUGAAUUCUUGCAAAAAAAACUUACAAACAACAAACUUACUCCGUCAUUGAAGAAAACCAGCAAGGAAGUACACUCUGUUAGAAAACCAUUGGUUUCAAAAAAUGUGAAUAGCACAAAUUACAGCAGUCCGAAUACCCCGCAACUUAAAAAGAGAAAAGUAGAUUUUGCAGCUGAAAACAAUGCAUCGUCCCCUGCGAUUGAUGAGUAUGAAACUGCCAACACUACUCUAAACUCUUCUCCCAUCAAACAAUCUCGAGAAUCACACAAGUUGAUUGAAUGUUUAAAUCCACAUAUCGAUUUAUCAAGCUCCUUAGCAAAUGACGAGCGUUCACAACAAUCUGUACGUUUAACGGCGAAUUUUGAUCCCACCAAGUACAAAUUUCGUACCUUGCAAAUGAAAUUGCUAGAGAGCGCUGAUAUGUUAGACGAUCAAAUAGAUACUAUGGCCGAAGUUUAUCAAAAACAACACCCAUCUUCUGAAACCCAAUUUGGUAACCCUUGUGUUUGUUCUCAGUUUGAUAUCUUAUGCUGUGGAAGAAUCGUACCUGAUUCGCCAAGUUACAACGACAAAGAGAUUAUGAAUAGCUCAUCCUUAUUUUUGGAAACAUCGAGGAUUACCGGUGUCGGUCAAAGGGUGGCUUUAGACUUAACUCCUUUGAGUGGAUAUUCAUUAUUUCCCGGCCAAAUUGUGGUAUUGAAGGGUAAAAAUCCUACAGGAAAAGUAUUUCUUGUGAAUGAAGUGGUGCUGUUGCCGCAAUUGGGAAAUACAGUUUCUACUCGGGAGGAAUUAGUUGAGUUUAAUGAGAUUCAAAAGUCAUUAGGGUUAAAAAUGGUUAUAGCUUCAGGGCCUUACUCCAACCUGAACAAACUCGAUUAUUCAAAAUUUGAAAAGUUUGUUGACAAGAUGAAUAACGACAUUCGUCCAAACGUAAUUAUCCUCAAUGGUCCAUUCCUUGACCUCACCAACAAGGCAGUUGAAGAAGGUGACUUUAGCGAUGGGUUGUUGAAAGAUCUGCAACCACGAAACUUGGAGGAGGUAUUUAGUCUGCUCGUGACCCCAAUUUUGAAAAAAAUCAAUCCUGAAACUCAAGUUAUUUUGAUUCCGUCAUUGAGGGAUAGUUGUGUUAGCCAUUGUUCAUACCCUCAAGAUGCUUUUGAUCGAAAAAAGCUUCAAUUACCAAAACACAUCAAGGUGUUUCCAAACCCAUCCAGUUUUGCGGUCAAUGAAAUUUUAGUCGGCUCUUCCAAUCUUGACGUGUUUAAGGAUUUGAGAGACGUUUACAAAGAAACUAAAGAGAAUGUUGAUAUUUCCAGCAACCGCUUUGAAAGAAUUAUCAAUCACAUAUUUGAUCAAAAAAGAUAUUAUCCGGUGAUGCCGGGAUCAAUAGCCUCAACCCAGUCACCAGCACCCGCACAAACACAAGCUCCAAACAAGGCGCAGAGCCUUUCAGAGCUCAGCAAUGGGGCUCCUGGUGAACAUCUACAAAACAUUGGUGUUGGAGGAUCCUCGCUCGAAGUACCUUACCUCGGCCUUGCUGAAAUAGGCGACUCUUUACCGGAUGUGAUGUUGCUUCCGUCAGAACUCAAAGUAUUUGCCAAGAUAGUCAAGGGUGUUGUGGUGAUAAACCCAGGCCAAUUUAUCCGCCCAAACAGAUCUUUGGAAACUGAAGAUGGAACAUACGUUGUGAUGAGCGUGGCUCCUCCCAGACCGGAACAUGAAUCUGAGAACAACGUGACUCCCGUGCAAGAUAAUGAAGAGUUUUACUACCACAAUAUUGACAGAAGAUCUAGAGUAGAUAUCUAUAGUAGUUAA